AUGUUUCUCUUACUUAGCAUCUUCUCAGUAGUUACAACUUUUAGAGGAUGCUUGUCCGUGGAGCAGUUGUUUUCCAAGACAGGUCAAGGAUUAGAAGGUCGUAUUUACGGUGGUCACAAAACUGUGAUUGAGUUACAUCCUUACCAAGUAUCUUUACACAGCAGAGGCGAAUACAUAUGUGGUGGAGCUAUUAUCUCUGCAGAAUUUAUCGUAACAGCUAGCCAUUGCGUAAGCGACCCAGUCUCUUUCCUAAAGAUUCGAGCAGGAUCGUCAUUUCGCUUGUUCGGUGGUAGUGUUCAUACGGUGAAGGAAGUCUAUCGCCAUGAAGAUUUCUGGAUGAACGAGCACGACAAUGCUUUCUAUGACAUAGCUGUGAUUCGUGUUAAAGAGUCUUUCCAUUUUGAUGAUACUCGUUUGCCAAUAAAACUCUUCGAUGCUGGAGAAAAACUUCAACCAGGAGCUUUAGCUGUUCUGUCUGGAUGGGGCGAGUUAGAAGACGGACGUCUACCAGUACAACUGCAAGCAGUGGUGCUGCCAAUCGUGCAGAAGGAAGUCUGUGAAAAUGCUUAUAAAAAACUACAAGGUGGAAUUGGCGAAGAUCAAAUAUGUGCUGGAUACCAGGGUCUCGCUCGAAAGGACGCUUGUCAUGGUGACUCUGGCAGUCCACUGGUGGUCGACGACAGGCUUGCUGGAAUCGUGACCUACGGUGAAGAUUGUGCGCAUCCAGAUUAUCCUGGUGUGUAUAGUGAAAUCGCUUUCUUCCACAAGUGGAUUGAAGAACGUGUUACAUUCUAA
Messenger RNA from Copidosoma floridanum, 795 nucleotides. RefSeq names its product trypsin epsilon-like. The record is from RefSeq and is a predicted model, not a curated record. Lineage: Eukaryota; Metazoa; Arthropoda; Insecta; Hymenoptera; Encyrtidae. Gene Ontology annotation, biological process: proteolysis. Gene Ontology annotation, molecular function: serine-type endopeptidase activity.